GUCAGUAACAUGACUUUGUGUAUGUAGGUGUGGUGUGUAUUAAAAUGUCUGGUUUUAAAAAGCCUAGACCAGGGGUCAGCAACCUAUGGCACGUGUGCCAUGCAUGGCACUUGAGGUGCUUUAGCACUACACUUAAGGCUGCUAGUGACACACAGUCUCUGGCCUAUCUGCUAGUGCAAAUCCAAGCGCACUGCAGCAAAAAGAGGAAGUGUUCACAGAUCACGUCCUCCCAGCUCUUAUGAAUGGGAAUCCACUCUGGUGUAGGGGUCCUGCCCUUGACCUGCACCUGGUCAACAUGUUUCCCACUGGGCCGUAGUGAAACCACCCACACUGUUAGAUAUACAUAGAGCUGCAGAAGAUGCCCCCACAUAGCAAUAGUACAAACAACAUACACACAAACACACACUUAAUCCCCAUAAACACAACACCAAUCCACAUACAUGCACACAACUCCACAAGCAGUCUCUCACAUGCAAUGCCACAAGCAGCCCCUACAUACACACAUCACCAAACACACUAUGUAACAUAUCAUCCACAUACACAAUUCCGCAAGCAGCCCUCAGACAGCCUGCAUUCAUAUGUAUCCUACACAAUACCACAAACUGUAUACAAUAUAUAAAACAGCCUACAUACGCACAAAUAUAAAGCUCUAAAGCAACUACAGCACCCAUAUGUAACACAAGCAAAAUAUGGAAACAUACACACCACAUUAUUCUAAAAAAAUAGGACUGUCACGGCAAGGGACUUCAUAAUUUUGUUUUGGCAAAGUACUACUAAAAGGUUGACUACCCCUAGUAUAGACUAUAUGAUGUAGAGAAACAUUUAAAAAUAUAUAUAUUUUUGGGACAUUAAAAGUUACAUCUGAAAUAUGUUUUGCUCCUUCAAAUUUGGAAGCAGUAGGCAACUUUUGGCACUCCAGGUGUUGUGAACAACAUUUCCCUUGUUACAAUAUGAGAGAUGUACUCACAACACCUGGAGUGUUAAAGGUUGCUUAACCAUGAUCUAAGACUAUUGUCUCUUUGCUUUACUGAAAUUUGACAAAACUCUGAUUUAUCCUUUCUUUAUGUACAUGGGUAGUGGAUUUAUCCCUGAAGAGUUAUGGUAUUCAGGUCUCGCUUACAUUUUACAUUUCAAUUCUUUUAUGAUGAGAGUGCAGAGGGACUCAUGGAGGGGGAGGACAAUGCUAAGAUUUUUGGAGAUUAGGGUAUGUACAUACAAUUUUAUUUUAGUCAGGAGAAUCUAGAGUUGAAUCUCUGUAGCAAUGUAUGAAUUGUUAUUAUAACUAUUUUUUCUACAGUUUAAUGACCAUAUUGCAUGUAUGUUCAAAAUGACCUAACUUUGUAUACAUAUACUGUAUACAGUCAAGGGAAAAAGAAAGUACACCUUCUUUGAAUUCUAUGGUUUUAUAUAUCAAGAUAUAAUGACAAUCAUCUUUUCCUGAGCAGGUCUUAAAAUUAUGAAAAUGCAUCCUAAACUAAACAACAAUAUAUGACAUAUUACACUGCGUCAUGAUUUAUUUAACACAAAUUCUUUUACAAAUCACUGUUAUUGGAAACAGUUUCCAUAUGACUUUGUUGGCUUGAUAGAACAGCUACACCUGGUGGAUGUUUAUAAGCACAGCUAGAGAUACUUUGCCAUACUAAAUGAGAUGUACCAAAUGGAUUCGUAUUGCUGCAAUUUGUGAACAAAUGCUGCCAAUGUAGCUUUUCUGCAUCUUUAGUUUCUUGACUUCAAUUAACAAUUUGCUACUGUUCCUGUUGACUACAUCGGGAUUAUUGAGCGAGGUUAUUACCUAUAAAAAUUGGCAAUACUCAUAUUAUAAAAAAUUGUGUUCUUAAUUUACUAUUUAGGCACUAAACAUUUAUUUAUGAAUUCCUGGAAUGCUUGGAAACAUACCUGAUAGAAAACUGAGCCGAUUAUAUUAAAAACAUAUAUAUAUUGUAUUUAUUUUGUUUCCUUUUACAGUUCUUUUUCCAUUCAUUAUUUUUGAUUAUUUAUGUUUGAUUGGCUUUUUGACUUAUUGACUUAUUGAAUGUAGUUUCAUGCAUUUUAAGGUACCAAUAGUAGAUGCUACAUUUAAACUUUACAAUCAGGACACUGGACGUUGCUGUUUAUGUUCUGAUUCUUUAGUAAACCUGCUACCUUUUGUACAUUGAGUUCCUGAUACACAUUGUUCUUUCCAUUUAUGUAUGGGGAUUACCAGCCUCAGGUCUGGUUUUACACCUGUUAUUAUUUAGUAAGAUGUGCGUGAAUUCUCUCCUUCUAGGCAACAACUAAUAGCCUAAUGGAUAGGCGUUAUCAGUAAUUUUUCCCAUGCCAAUUCUAAAUUGUCAACUGGUCAGAAAAAUAUUAUUAGGAUUCUAUUAAAAAAUGAAGGGAGGAAUGUUAUUAGGAUGAUUGGUUUAUUUAUUUAUUUUUGUUGCAAUUUCCUUUUAAUCAAAAAUGGAAGCAGCUGCAUCAGUCCUUUUACGUUGAAAAAUGUCAGUGGGAAAUUUAUGACCCACUCAAACCUCCCUCCCUUAGAACAAAGCUUUGCCGCAUAUUUAGUCUAUGGUGUCUGUGAUUGUCCUUCACAUUGGUUUAAAAAAACACAGUGCCCUGGCAGUAACAGGAGUAAUUUAGUUUUUAAAAAAAGUGCUUGCUAAUAUAUAUGUAUAUCUGUGUGAGUGUGUAUGUGCAGACAUCCCAGCAAUCAAACACCAACACGACAUGCAAACACAAACAUGACAUACUGACACACCUGAAAUCAAACUCUUCACUCGAACACCAAUAAUACACACAAAUGUACAGCCACAUUUAAAAUCCAACACUACAUCUAAACACACAAUUGCACAUAAAUCCAAGCAAAUCUUACAAACACACCCUUGAAUGAAAAUUCUAAAAUUAUAUACAAACUCCAGAUUAACACAAAGAAGAAUAACUGCUACUAAGUACUACAAUCUGUUUACUAUCUGUAGAAAUUUGACAAAAAAGAAAACCUGACUCUGUUAAUUAAGAGUUUUGUGCUAGGGAGCCAGUGUCCCUUACCUCCUUGCUCCUACGUAGGAGGCAGGUAGUGGGGAAUAAACUUAAUUAAAGUAAAAAAAAAAAAAAACCCUGCUCUCUCCUCACACACACUCAAUACUACAAUCAAACACUACAUGCACGCACUCCAUCCACUACACAAACACUACACCCACUAUACACACAGCAUCAACUACACAAACACACACUCUGCAUACACUACACAUCCAAAUGCAUUUGCUUACAGUACACAAACACACACUCUGCAUCCACUAUACACACACAAUGCAUCCAGUACACAAACUUUCAGAUCACUACACACAGACACUAAAUCCACUACACAUUUUGCAUACACACACUCAUUUUUCACUACACACACUGCAUUCAGUAUAUACACACUGGAUCACCUACACAAACACAAACACUGUGUUCACUACACACACUGCAUUACAUAAUAGAUGUAGGUGUGUUUUGGUGGACAUUGUUUUGGUGAGGGGACGAGGGGGAGGGAUUUCAUUCUUGGACUAGGUACAAUGUCUAAUGUAAUACUACCAUUUGCCAUAAAAAAAACUGUAGAUAUGAGAGGGAUAUUGAGGUAGUUUCAAUUUGAUGUCACCUCCUAUUUUUAAUCAAAUGGUUUCUGGAUCUAAAGUGUCUAAGGAAACAAUAUCAGUAUAAAUAAAAAAUUUAGAUAUAUAAAACAAUGUGAAAAUAGUGAAAUAAAGUAUCCAGACACUUGGUGUCUCAAAAUAGAGGAGAGUGCAAAUGGUGGACAAACUGAGCGGGCUGUUCCCUAGUCUAAUUAUCUCAGAGAGAUGUCAAUCUUUGUCCUAUGCAUUUUCCAGUCCGCCAGUUUAGUCAAAAGUUGCAUCAAAUUGUAUAAAGGAAGAAAAGAGGGAAAAUGAAGUCAAGUUUCAUGUCCAGUGCUCAGUGCUAGCAAGCACUUAACACGCAUUUCACCCUUAAGUAUCGGGAGUUUAAUAGAUAUUACAAUUGGUAUAAAACACAACACUUCACUCAUUUGUUUUUUUAAACUAUUUUUUUAUUAAAAGUAAUUUUUUAAACAAUACCACAAUAUUUAUUUUUCUAAUGAAAAUUGACAGAUCACUGUCCACCCCCAUGCUCUCUCUCUAGAGCGCUGAAUAAAAAUAAUAAUAAUAAUAAAGCAACGGAACAUAAUCUCCCCAUAUCCAGUAAAUAGGGGUAUAAUUAAAAUGAAUGGGUGGAGCUAGUGUUUCACCAGCCCCCACCCAUGGUUAGUGUCCAAUUAAAGAUUGACAUGCCGUUAUCAACCCUCAAAAUUUUUCUAAAGUUUUCCCCGAGUGACUAGGGAUCCCCACUCCUUUAAGUCACGCCACAAGAAAUUAAAAAUUGGAUUUCAAAAAAAGAGGUGAAGAAAUGUGGCACAGUAAAUGAGAGCAAGGCUCAUACAGACUGAGACUGCAUGAUAGGAAAAGUUACCGUAAGUGCUUUCAUACGCUAUGCAAUUUCAGUCAGAGUGUUCUUAUUAGUUUUUUGACAGGCACGUGUUAUCUUGCGUGACUAGUUUAUUUUUUUCCCCAGUCUUUCUUCAGCUACUAAAAUGGGCACAAAAAGAUAUUUGAGCAGUUUUUUUGUUCAGUGUGUUGGCGUUUUAUGUUAAAAAAAAAAUUUUUGUUUAUUUUUUACAUUUUGAAAGAUCAAAAAAGGAGGAUCUUAAAUAAAGACUUUUAGGCCUUGAUUUAAUAGACUUUCCAAGUGAUUAAACACUUUUAGAAAAAACGCUCCAAAUGAUUUAUCUACUUUAGUUACCACUAAAGUAAAUGGGAAUCUUUGCAAAUAAGCCAUUUGGUAAGUUUUUCUAACCUGUAUUGAAUCAUUAAAUGGAAAGCUUAAAUCUAGACCAUAGAAAGGUAAGUAUCAUUUUUUUCUACAGAUGUUUUAAAAAAUUUAUUUAGAAAAUUUGGGCCUCCAUACACUAAUAAAUAAUGGUUGGUGGUAUAUUAGGGUUAAGGGGUGUUUGAUAUGGGGCCAGAAGACUGGUGCUCUCCUGACCCCAUUGGGAUUUUAGGGGCCAGCAGGCUGCACAUUUCUUUUCUUCAGUUUCUAUCAUUUCCUACAGUUAUUACUAUUUGGGUACUGCCAUUUCAGCCCCAGCACACUAUUAACAUUUCAUUUCUGCUCACUAUUUACUUUACAAAGACAGGCUAAAAAAGCCAACAUUUUAAUAGGGGGCGUAUCUGACUGGCUUCCAAGAUGGCCAUUUGAGCUCUGCAGCAUGAGGCAAUAAGCACUUUUAAACAGACGAGAUCAGUGAGGGCUAUGCCCAACAAACGACAGUCAAAGCCUGUCAGACCUGCCCAACUAGCGAGGUAUCGGCACAAAUGAAGCGCUUCCUUGCUGAGAAAUCAUAUGUUUUUCUGCUAAGAGGACAGGACAACUGCACCGCAGAAAAGGGAUGAUGGACGGGGUCAUGUACCAUCAGAUCUUAGGGGAGAACCUCCUUCCCUCAGCCAGGGCAUUGAAAAUGGGUCAUGGAUGGGAAUUCAAGCAUGACAAUGAUGCAAAACACACAGCCAAGGCAACAAAAGAGUGGCUCAAGGAGAAGCACAUUAACAUCCUGGAGUGGCCUAGCCAGUCUCCAGACCUUAAUCCCAUAGAAAAUCUGUGGAGGGAGCGGAAGGUUCAAGUUGCCAAACGUCAGCCUCGAAACUUCAAUGACUUGGAGAGGAUCUACAAAGAGAAGUGGGAAAAAUCCCUCCCGAGUUGUGUGCAAACCUUGUCACCAACUACAAGAAAUGUUUGACCUCUUUGAUUGCCAACAAGGGUUUUGCCACCAAGUACUAAGUCAAAGGGGUCAAAUACUUAUUUUACUCAUUGACAUAUAAAUAAUUUUAUAACUUUUUUGACAUGUGUUUUUCUGUUCUUUUUUGUUGCUAUUCUGUCUCUAACUGCUAAAAUACACCUACCAAUUAUAGACUGAUAAUUUCUUUGUCAGUAUGCAAACAUUCAAAAUCAGCAGGGGAUCAAAUACUUUUUCCCUCACUGUACAGGUACUGGAAAUAAUAGCACAGUAACAUCCAAUUGCAAUCUAGGCGUCUGAGAAAAUAACGUGACAGGUGGAACACAGUGCCUCCCCGACGUAAACCAAGAUGCGGAGAACCAGCCUAUGUGAGAUUUAUGACAUGUUAUAUUAUGGACCAUUGUUGAACCUGCAUGAUAAACUUACCGACGGCCUCCUGCCUCUUGAGCGUGGACUUGCCCCUAAAACCGCUGGACUCUUUUUGCACCCUGUGGAUAAUAUGGUCCUGGACUUAUGAGACUGAACCUGAGAUCAUAUUCCAGUCACACUCAGGAUAUAUACAAAGGCAUGGCCACCCAAACAUAUGGCCAACCUUGUGGUGUUGUAUCUCCUCAGGAUUCCAUCGAAGGGAUUGUUCUAUCUCACUCUGUGACAAACUAAUGCACAGUCAUGGACCCUAUGCCUACUCAGACCAUGAUAUUUUUCAUGUGUAUCUGAAACCACAGUGAUUUUGACUACAAUAUGCUCCAUCAGGUUCCUGGGGAAGGUGGGGGUUAGUGAGGAUACUUUAAAUUGGGUUUUGCAUUAUGGUUGCGUCCAUUGUGGGGUCCUGGGGCGGUAGAGGCCUGCCGCUGCUGAGCCGGGGGACCGCCCUGGGUUCUCGAUGUCCUGCAGCUUACCCGGGGCUGGAAUUCAGAGUGGUUCUUACUGUUACAGUACAUGCUUUUCUAAAAAUGUAUUUCAUUAUAUUAACCGGUGUGAAUCCGCAAUCUAACCAUAGGGCUUUAGGGAGUGAGCGCACUGAGACUUUAUUGUGGGCCGAGGCUUAGUUAGGCCUCAGAUGCUCUUAUUCCUAAUGCAGGGCCUCAUGUUGCCUGAUGUUCUCAUGCUGCAUGUUAGCUUAAGAAUUUCAGUUAUCCCCCUACCCCAAGCAUUCUAGACUUACUGUUACCGUUUCUUCCACAAAUCGACUAUUGUCGCAUUUUGAUUUUGUAACUCAAGAAAACUUGGCAUUUUUCUAUCUCUGUACAUAGUUGUGUAUAACCCUAACAGCCUUUAUAUUCAUAUCGCAUUCCCCUAAAUCAGGCAUUUUUACACCUUGGAUUCACAAAGAUCUAUCUAUUCUUUCACCAAUAUGUCUUAAUUAAAAAUGAUCUCAAUUAAUGCUACGGGCCUCCUUGCCCCAGAGAGUAGAGUGCUUAAAUUACAGGAAUUCCACAUGGCCAAAGCCUCGGUGGUGUUUAUCCAGGAGACCCAUUUAACAGCCCAAAUGCUUCUGUUUCUUGGCUGAUCCAAGAAGCCGUAGUGAAGAAUUACACCUUCUUUUCCCAUGCCAAGCAAUCGUAUUCACACAUAGACCUCCUAAUACAUAGACACUUGCACCUACUAACUCACACCUACAUUGACCCAAUCACGUGGUCUGGCCAUGUGAUGAUUACUCUUUGAUUGAUUCCAGAAGCUCCACGACCAUUUAACCAUUUUUGAAAACGAAAUUAAUACAUAAUCACUUUUCUAGAGACCCAGGCACGCAUCACUGACACACUCACUAAUUACUUUACAGACAAUGACACAUUGCACAUAUCGCCACUCUCCCUGUGGAAUGCUCACAAAUGUAUAUCCGUGGGGAAUUUAUCAAACUUGGCUCUGAAGCUAAAUAAAAGAAAAAUGCUGAAAUCCAAACAUUGCUUCAAAAACUGCAUCACCCAGAUCCCCAACAUAAGCCGUUUCUAUCCAAAAAGACCCUGGACCAAAUAACUGAAACUAGACGUAAACUAAAUGAUUUGCUAGAUACCAAAAACAAACAAUGCAUUAUUUUAACUUUUAACAGAGCUAUUACCAGCACAGUCAUAAAUUUGGUAGACAAUUGGCUAGGGCACUGAAGCAGAUACAUUAGUUAACCUUCAUCUCCAAAAUCAGGAACCCAGAUGGACACUUAGCGCACAAAUCAGGAGAUAAAGCUAGGGAAUUUCAUAAAUUGUAUGCCAAUCUAUACAAUAUACCCUCAAAUUAUGGUCCAGAGUGGAACCCUGAUAGCCCUCUGGCAUGAUAUUUUAAUGCUCACUUAAGGUUGACUGUAGGGACAAUCCCAUUACGACUGAUACACUUUCUGAAGCUGUUAAGAAAUUACACCUGAACAAAGUCCUGGUCCAGAUGGACUCACCACUAGGUAUUAUAAACAAUUUAUUCAGCUCAUAGCACCUGUGUUUAUAACCCUACUUGCAAAACCAGAUAAAGACCCUGAACUAUGCAGGAACUACAGGCACAUAUCAUUAUUAAAUAAUGACUUAAAAAUGUUCACUUCCUUCUGGUCCACAGGUUGGGCCCUCUCAUGGGUGGGCUGGUCCAUCCUGAUGAGGUGGGAGUUAUCUCAUCCAGGGAAGCCAAGAAGAACUCUACAAGAGUAGUUUACCUGCUCUUCACUGCAAAACACUCUAGGCUCCUCUCUAUCUUCCUAUCAAUAGAUGCCAAAAAGGGUUUUGAUCGGGUGGACUUGCCCUACCUGGGAGCGGUCUUACGGCAAUUGAGGUUUGGACUGAUGUGGAGAGCAUGGAUUAAUGCCAUAAUUUCCAAAUGGGAUGCUCAUAUCCAAGUUAAUGACCUACUGUCCAAACCAGUUUAUAUUAAAAAUGGCACCUGUCAGGGCUGUCCUUUCUUUGCCCUCACUCUGAAAACCUUUCUAAAUGCAUUCAGGACCAAUACCAACAUUUCUGGAUUUCAUGGGUUGGACCUCUGUAUAAAAAAAAUAACUGCAUAUGCUAAUGACCUACUUUUUUCUCUGACUGAUCCUUUGAGAUCCCUUACAGAGUUAGUACAUGAAAUAAAACGCUACAGUGUUUUGUCUUUUUUCUUGAUAAACUAUGAUUGUGAUAGAUGCUCCUUACCAGGUACAUUUGCCACAGAUUUCUGGAGGAGAGUGGAAGCUGGCCUCCUGCCCAACGACUAUGGUCCAGGUCUGAGACACCGUCAUUAGAAGCUUUCCCUGGGUGCUCCUGGUUCGGCGCUUUCCCUUCAUUCGCAUGGAACCGAACGCUAGGUCCCUGGCUGCCGUUUGCAUGAACAAAACCCAUGAAUAGUCCUCUGCAGUACUUAGAUGCAACUGUUGUGGAAAUAAUUUUACUUGGAACACUUGGGAGGGGUUUGUGCUCAAUACAAUAGAGCCCCCUUGCUGGAAUCUGUGCAUAAAAUAUUAUUAUAUGCUGUAUCUGAUUAAAGCUGCUAUUUUCAACUUACCAUCUGGAGUCCUGUAUUUCAGUGGUGACCGUUUAAGGAAGUGGAUAACAGCCACCGCCACCAUCUGGAGAGGCACCUUAUGAAUGCCUGAAUUUACUUGAAUGCCUGAAUUUACUCUUUUGAGUGCAUCUAAUCAUAGCGCAUAUAAUUCUGUUAUACAGAUUUACACUAUGUUUUGUGUACUUUUUUAAUUUUAGAUUAUCAGCUGUUUCCAUCUUGCAUCUUGUAUACAUAUUGGUUGUUAUAAAGUCGCUGACUGGGAAAUUAUGUAAGGGAGGCUGAUUACUUUAUUUAUUGGAUUAGUAUAAUUUUGUUAUUACCAUUAUAUUGUAAUCUUUGGUGAAGGGUUAUAGAGUCUGAGCAUAAAAGACAGAGUUCGGCUCAUUAAAGUCAGUUGACUCCCCGAACUAUAUGUCUUCUAGUUGUUGGGGGGAAAGGGCUUUAAUCAUUGCUCAGCACCUUGUUCAAGCUCAUGGAGGGUUUGACAGGGAACGUCCCUGUAAGGACAAAAGCUUCCAGGACUGUGUGUCAUCCAGUCCCUGGGAGGGAAUAGAGCUAGUCCCCUAUCCUGUUCCAGGAUAGAGAGGUUCCAGGAGGACCCCAGUCAAGUCACGGCAACUGAGGCAGAAGCGCUGAGGUUUUCCCCUGCUCCAGCUCAGAAGCGGCGGAGGUACCCAGCCCGGGAACAGGGAGCUCUGCUACAACGAUAAGUCUGAAUUUCUUUCCAUAGCAGUUCCAAUGGAGAUUAGUGACAACAUUAAACAAACCUCCUUUAGAGAAGCUUUUAGAGAAGACCUCACUCACCUAUUUAGGUAUCAGAAUGACCCAUUCUACCUCUGACCUGUUUCAAACAACCUCCCCUCUCUACUACAGUCAAUAAAAGCUGACCUUCUUAAGUGAAACAGGCCCACUAUCUCAUGGACUGGACUCCUCAAUGUCCUGAAAAUUAACGUCCUGCCCAGGGUCCUAUACCCUAUCACAGCACUUUCAAUCCACCUACCCAAACCCUUCUUCCACAAACUCGAUAUGCCUGUGUUUUGUGUGGAUGAAUAAAAAAAUCUGGUCUUAACCUCACCGAUAUGUCUAAACAUUACAACCAGAGGACUUUGGCUUCCCAAUGCUUAUAAAUAGUACACAAGAAUGAUUCACUGUAUGCUCCCAAAACACAAAUAGAUAGCUUAUAAAUAGUACCUUGUGAAUGUGCUAUACAGGGUCCAGGAGUGGGCCUGUAGUGGGGGUGAUAAAUACUGGAAGCGCCUAGAACUAGCUGUCUGAAAGUAAUCAUAGACACAUUGCCCAGACAGAAGGUGAAUCUUGCUGCCAUAUGCCAAAUCCAUAUGCCAAAUCCAUCAUCCAAUCAUCAUACCAACACUUUCUAUUAGCUCAAAACAAAUCAUAUGCCUUCCCCCUACACCCCGCCCCAUUUACUCCUUCUCUCUUUGACACAAAACUCCUCCAUACCAAAGCAAUUAACAACUUGGUUGGCCACUUGCAUACCAGGCAAACGAGAGGUACAUCUUAAAGGCCUUAUCAGUUCAUACUCAAACUUAUACCUACUACACCUAGACUCAUACCUCACCUCAAGACCCAAUACUUUUCGAGACAAGUUUAAACACCAUCAACUAACUUAUUAUAUCCAAUCUUUACCUCACAUGACUGAUAAUAUACAUCAACUCACUAUUUUCAAAACAUAAUGCUGUACUCCAAGGAAACCUAAAAUACUACUCUCCUUCUCAUAUAAACCUCUGGGGAGACUCACAAGUUGACUCCCUGCCAUCAUACACUACAAUUUGGGAACAGGAGUUACAAAUAUCCUUGAUGACUUGCCAACGGCAAAAAAGUUACCAAAUUAGUUAUAGAAAUGCACACUACAGAUGUCUGUAUCAUGGAACUAAGUGCCUUCAUCAUGGCUCCCUGUCAAUCAUUGUUCUAAGCUUUGUCCAUUUCUCUGGUUAAACAUAGUGAGUGUAGAUGGAGAGAUAUAAUGUAAUAAUAAUGCUUCUGUGUCUCUGUUUCCAAUGCACUGUGUGGUCCGGCUAUAUAAGAACUAAUAAUCAAUUUAAAGGUGAUAUUCAAAGGUGUAUUCAGAGGACAUGAGCAUUGAAACUCCCGGACGCAUCAGUGUGAGGUCUAGGGUGAUGACGUAGCGGGCGGAAGUAAGGAUGUUGCGUGUGUGUGGCUGAGGCACAAGUGGAGUCUGAACAAGAUUGGAGUCCUCUGUUCAACUAGCGACGGGUGAGAGCCAAUCAGAACAUGGAGGAGUCUUACCGCAAGUGGGGAGCCAGCUGAGCGGUCUUGGAGGUUACUUGGCGUCGGACUGGUGACAGAACACCAAAGCUAAGUGCAAAUUAAAAUCUGAAAUAACUAAACACAGUGAUAACAGAACUGGAGGUAGUUUAAAGUGCCCCCGGAAAUAAAGUGUUUCCCUAGGAGGAGAUAAAAUAAGGGAGGAGGAAGGAGAGGUUUGUUGAAAGAACAGAUAAUAGACAGAAAACAAUUCAAGAAAAAUAAGAAACGAGUAAUCGAGGAGGAGCUUAACUAAGAUUCAAGGUUCAAAUAUUGAGGAGAAUAUGAAAUAAUAUAAUAAAAAGGAAAAAAGCGAAGGAGAAAGAAAAGAAGGAAGGAAAAAAAUUAAAGGAAAGAGGAGGAGGAAAAAAAGAAGGGAAAAAAAGAAAGGAGAUAAAAAAAGGAGAGGAAAAAGAGAAAAUGGCUCCUAAGGACAAACACACUGAAUCCGAUAAACUAGAAAAAGGAAAAAUGAUAAGCACAUUUUAUUCACCAAAAUCUUCUAAUGUACUAGUAAAACACUCAAGAACAUCUAUCUCUCCAGAAGAUUCUAUACCUCUAGUCAACACAGAAACAUAACAGCACAAAAAACAUGCUCGCAAGAAAGCAUAAUGGUAGCGUUAGAUAAUUUAUACGUGAAAAUUAAACAAGAUCUUAAAAUGACAUCAACUAAAUUAAAAAAUGAAGUGAUAGAAAUAAAAGAAAAAUUAGAAACACAAAGUCAAAGCUUUGUAAAAUUACGGGAGGAAAUACAAAAAAAAGUAAUGAAAAAUAAAAUAGAAACUCUUGAACAAAAACUGACAGAUCUAGAGGAUAGAUCAAGAAGAAACAAUUUGUGCAUUAAAGGCAUACCAGUGGAUAUCAGCCACUAAAACAUGGAAAAUUAUCUCAAAGAAUACAUGGCUCAAUUCUUUGAAAAACAACAUAUAGGGCCAUACCCCUUUGAAAGAUGGCAUAGGUUACGAAAACCAAUAGGUAUCAACUACCAUAUUUUCAUUUAGGGGCCCCACCCGCUGCUCAGGGGUGGGGGCUGGGUAGAGGACGAUAGGUCUCCCCCAUUUUAAUUUAGGGCCCACUCCUGCUGCUCAGGGGUGAGGGCUGUGGGUGUCAAUAGGUCCCCCAUUCAGUUUAAUGGCCCCCACUCAUGCAGCAUGGUGGGGGCUUGGGAGGGGGGAUACUAGGUUUUUUGUUUUUUUUAAACAGGGAGCAGCAACAGGCUAGACAUACCCCUACCCACAUAUAACAUGUAUAACCCACUAUAAUUGGUAAUAAACUAAAAAAAUAUAUAAACUUUAUUAGUAUUUAGAGGGCAUAUCUACAAUAGUGAAAAAGAAAAAAAAAGGCCAAAGUUAGAUGCUCACCCAGUGUUCACUCCUUCAAAAAAUCAUUAAAAACCCACUUCUUCAUAAAAAGCGUAUCAAUUAAACUGUUAAUAGCUCCUGACUGAUUCCUCUUCUGCAACUGUCAUUAGUCUAAUACUAUCCUUACCUUUUUGUGUCAUUUUACCCCACUCCCUCUAGCAUGUAAGCUCAUUGAGCAGGGCCCUCAAUCCCUCUGUUACUGUGUCACUAUACCCCACUCCCUCUAACAUGUAACCUCACUGAGCAGGCCUCCGAUCCCUCUGUUACUGUGUCACUAUACCCCACUCCCUCUAACAUGUAAACUCACUGAGCAGGGCCUCAAUCCCUCUGUUACUGUGUCACUAUACCCCACUCCCUCUAGCAUGUAACCUCACUGAGCAGGGCCCUCAAUCCCUCUGUUACUGUGUCAUUUUACCCCACUCCCUCUAGCAUGUAACCUCACUGAGCAGGGCCCUCAAUCCCUCUGUUACUGUCACUAUACCCCACUCCCUCUAACAUGUAAACUCACUGAGCAGGGCCCUCAAUCCCUCUGUUACUGUGUCAUUUUACCCCACUCCCUCUAGCAUGUAAGCUCAUUGAGCAGGGCCCUCAACCCUUCUAUUCCUGUGUGUCCAACUUGUCUGGUUACAACUACAUGUCUCUUCGUCCACCCAUUGUAAAGCGCUGCGGAAUUUGACGGAACUCUAUAAAUAUCAUAAUAAUAAUAAAAAACACAAAAGUAACUUGUGAAAGUGUAAUAUUAAAAAGGAGAAAUCUGCUGUUUCAUUGUCUACACUUUAGCCUUCUACUUGAAAUAACAUUUUAUUAAAACAGCUUUCUUGGGUUGAUCAAGAAUUUGUAUAUUUUCUCAUGCUUGCUGUGAUUGAUAUAUACAAGCCAGAUAGACAGACCCUCUAGGUUUCUCCUUUUUAAUAUUACACUUUCACAAGUCACUUUUGUGUUUUUCACUUUGUCCUUUUUUUUCUUUUUCACUAUUAUGUAGAUUUGCCCUUUAAAUACUAAUAAAGGUUAUAUAUUUUUUUUUCUUACCAAUUAAAGUGGGUUAUACAUGUUAUAUGUGGAUAAUCUAACCUUUUUUUUUGAGAAUCGUUACCCAUAGUCUUUUGACUUGGGACCCCCUUUUUUUCAAAGAAAGAUUUGUUAUUCUUUUUUCAAUUAUGUCUUUUCUCAGUUAAGACAAUAUUACCCAUUUAGUCAUCUCUUGACUCUGGGGUCAGGAUUUCCCUGCCCCUCUAGUCGUGUCACUUUUUCUAGACAUGCCCCUACUCGCGGUAUAGCAAGUUGGGGAAGAAUUUACUAAUACUAAAUAAUCUUUGCUUAGUAUUAGUAAAUUUGGCUGAAAGACCAAUUUAGGUCUUUCAGCCUUUUGGUAGAUAGCUCCCUGAUACUCUGGGAAUUCCGGUACAAACAAAGUCCCCAAAUGCAUCCUAUCACGAAUGGAGAAACUGUUCUCAUUCUGUUAGGACGAAAUUCGAUAGUUUCACCGGCGUCUAAAUGACAGAAUGUUUGGGAAUACUGACUGGAAGCAUUGCGAGAUCAUAGUAGAAAGGUGAGAGAUGGUCAGGCUUGGAAACCUCCAUAAGACAAAUAGUUUUUAAAGAAAACUAGAGCAAACAGGAAGAAAUGAAGAACAGAUCCUGACAGAGGGAGAGAAGAGGAAUCUAUUGGGGAAAUGUACGUUCGGUAUGACAGUGCCACUUUACGAUAAAACAAAAGCUGGCCGAACAAGGCAGAACAUCCUGGAGGAUGAAUGAUACCAGUCUAGAAUCAGAAUAUGGUUUAAAAUACUUAAAAAAACAAGCAGAAGAAUUUCUAAGAAUUAAUGAUAACAACGCAAUAUCUAAUAGUACUCCUUGGUGUACAUACAAAUGUUUUAUGCUUGGUAAUCUUAUUAAAAUUAAAAAAAAGAACAGGGGGGAAAUCUAAUGGAUCUUUAUAUAGAACUAGCAAGACUAGAAGAUCUUAACAAAAAAGAUUUUAACAUAUUAAGACUGAAUAGAAUUAAAGAAAUUCAAACAGAAAUUAAAAUCAAAUUAUCAAAUAAAGUAAAUAACACAAUUAUAAGAUUAAAACAACAAUGGUAUUUUGGAGAAAAUAGAACUAGUAAAAUCUUUACUAAUACACUUAAAUUUAAAAACAGACAACUAAAGGUUAAAAUCAUUAAACACAAUGAUAAAGAAUACCUAUAUCCAACAGAAUUAGCAAAAGCAUUUGGACAUUAUUAUAAAACUUUGUAUGACCUCCCAAAGACAGCAAUCACUACAAAAGACAUAGAUACAUUUUCCUGUAAACUACCAAAAAUAAAUGUAGAAAAGAAUAGGGAACUGGAAUCUCCAAUAUCCAUAAUAGAGAUUACUCAAGCCAUAAAAACACUUCGAAAAGGGAAAGCCCCAUGACCAGAUGGCCUUACUGAUGCAUUUUAUAAAAUAUUCCUAGUACCCAUAACUUCUCUGCUAUUCAAACUCUUCAAGGAAUUAAGAGAUCAGAUAUUUUUCCCUAGGGAAAUGUUACAGACAUUGAUCAUACCAAUUCUUAAACCAGAGAAAGACCCCUAUUUUGUAUCAAAUUACAGACCCAAAUAAUUAGUAAACAUCGAUGUGAAGAUAUUCUCCAGGAUAUUGGCCGAUAUAUUAAAAAAAAUGAUCCCGUGUCUAAUCCAUCCAGACCAAGCUGGGUUUAUAAUGGGUAAGGAAGGAGCCCACAAUGUACGUAGACUUUUAAAUCUGAUUCAAUUAAUAAAGAAUAAUAAUGUUCCUUCAGUAUUUAUGGUUCUGGAUGCAGAGAAGGCCUUUGACAGAGUAAACUGUCUGUUUCUUGUCGAGGGCCAUGAAGGCAUUUGGAAUUCAAGGAUAUAUAUGAUCUAAUUUGGUGUUUGUACACAACCCCAUUGGCCAAGGUUAUGGGCAGUGGUAUUUCAUCUGAAUGGUUUGAAAUAAAUAACGAGACACGUCAUGGGUGCCCAUUAGCACCACUAUUAAAUGCAUUAAGUAAAGAGCCGCUAGCCUCAACUAGCUUCCUGAUAACAAUGGAAUGGGAACUGGAGCAGGACUACCAACACCUGCUCCGCUCAAUUCAGCCCCAAUCUACCCUGCAGGCAGAGCCAGAGAGCUGGGUGGCAGAUCCAGACCUGCAGCCCUUCAGCUGGAGAGACAUCAUAGACUAGUACUGGGAAGACCCACAGAUGGCAGAUGGAGAUGGGACUGAGGUCUCUCUACCGGCCCUACAGGGAGCCAGUUUUUUGGCGGCUACUCAUUAGCCAGCUAGCUAGGGAUUUAGUCUGCACUAUGAUUCAAUAUCGUUAGCAUACUUCAGUAAUUGAGUGCGUGCAUUAUUUUUUCUCUAUACUGCACGUGCUGUUCGCCUAAUUGACACAGUGUUUAUGGUAUUCUGAGCAGUAACAUCAUUACUAUACAGCACUCAUCUAGGUGCCAUAUUAUGUUGAUUCCUCCUGCUCAGCAACUCCAAGGGCCGAUUAAAGAUUACAUAUAGACUGAGUUACUAGAACUAUAGCAAAUAUCUGUGCUGUUUCAUCCCCUUUUUUGAUUUAUUAUUUCUUAUUAUUUUAUUGAGCUACAAACUUUUGUACAGGUGUUGCCCAUGAGAUACCUGGGAGAUUACUCAUCAGCCAUUAGGGCACUUCCUACGUAUAGGUCUGGCCCCAUGCGCCUUUUCAGCCUGUCAUAGUACUUCAUCUAUUAGCCUUUUGUUUUUUCUUUUUGGAUAUAUUAUGUUAUUGAUUAGUUUCACAUUUAUUUUUUUGGAUUUUAAUAAAGUAAUAAAAGUUACAUUUUAAUAUAUUCACCAGUCAGUUUGAGGGACACCCUAAUUGUUGACCUUAGGGGCCUAAGGUAUGUGGGUGUGUCAUUCAUUGUCACAUUAUUUUUAUUGGCUUGUACACUUUGUGUCCCUGUGCCCAACAAGGUCCACCUGGGCAUCACCCUUUUUGGGAAAAGGCCAGUGUGCCUCCAUUAAACUCUUAGAUCUACUUCACCCUCAAUCUAGAGUCUUGUCUCUUAUUGGGGGGUUGCUAUAAUCACUAUACUCCCUUGGAUUCUAAGAGCUAUUCCUGCUUGACUCUCUAGAGGAAGAAAGGUUCAUCCUCUGGAACCUGGAGCUUUGUCGUCGGUCCAGGGUGGGUAGGAGACAGCGAGACCCCAACCAAGCUGUGGUGGUUUGUGGGGUCUGCAGUGCUGAUGGUGUCUGGUGGACUGCUUGGAGACCUCGAGAAGCACUAGGAGUAUCCGUCGGCGCAGGUACUCAACCGGGGUACAGGAAGCUCUGUUACAAUAUGCAAGAAUAUGGGAAUCCUGGGCAAUAGAUGUAGCUGCUAACCAAGAAGGAAAUAUUUAGCAAUACUGGUCCCUUAUAGAUGGAAUAAAAAGAAAAAAUAGAAAUUAAGGAAAAAGAUGAAGAAAGUGAAAAGAGAAAAGAGAAAAAGUAUGGCGAUCCAUGACCCACUGACACCCUGCUGGGCCUCGAUGUACUUAUGUAUGAGUAGUUCGUCAUUGUUUUAUAAGCACGUCUUCAGGGGUAGAACAUAUACUUAGACAUUAAUAAUAUAAUUUUUUUUGCUAAUGAUAUUGACAAUAUAGUAUUGUGGAAAUAUUAUAUUGAUUCUUCCUGGAGACGUUUCUUUUGUUUAAAAUUAAUUAAAACGAAUAUUUUUUAGAGAAUAUAAUAGAGAAUAUAACAAAUGAUGAAUUGUUAUUUACUUCGAUACCUGGAGUUAAUAGAGAAAAUUUAUUGCAUAAAUAACUUUCUGGUAAAAAAGGUAUAUUCAAAGAUUUAAUUUUCAGAAAGUAAUAACUCUUCCUUAAACUCAUCCCAUUUUGGCACAUGUAUAAUGUAACAUAGAAACAUAGAAACAAAGAAUGUUAUGGCAGAUAAGAACUAUUCGGCCCAUCUAGUCUGCUCAAUAUUCUAAAUACUUUCAUUAGUCCCUGGCCUUAUCUUAUAGUUAGGAUAGCCUUAUGCCUAUCCCUAUUAUGCCUAUGUAUUGCACAAAUCAUACAGGGGACAAUGCUAGGUUUCAGAAACACCUGGGGCUUGACCCAAAACUUAAGCCUACCCUAAAAGAAACUAGGGGAUAUGUCAUGACAUAUCAAUGCCUCUCUAUUUUAUGUUCCCUUCUCUAUACCCAUGAGCAACCUGUUACUGAUGCUCUCCCACAUAUCAAAGAAAGCAUGGGUGGGAUAAAGCUAAUGCUGCAUAACCAGGUAUUGUGUGUGAUAUUGAUGUUACAUAACUAAUAAAGGGGUGUGCAGCAAAGUUCUUGUGUACUGCAUAAACUCACGAUGUAGGAUUACCUGGGGACACCACCUCCUUCCUCUUGGCAGCAUUGUGGAUUAUUAUACAAGUGAUCCUUCUAUUUAUAUCAUCUUGAGUGGCCCUUGAGUGCCUGGACCCCAUUGUUCUUUCUAUUUAUGUAUGGUGGGCCCUGAGAAGAACAAAGCUUUACCGCACAUCCAGUAUGUAGCGCCAGUGAUUGUCCUUCAGAUUAAAAAAAACAACAACACAGUCCCUUAACAGUAGUAUGAGUAAUUUAGUUUUAAAAAAGGGGAUUUAAAAAAAAUAUAUACAAAUGAAAGGGUGGAAUGAGUGAAGAGGUCAAUUAUUUUCAAAUUACAUUUCUCAUGCUGCUGCUCCCCCUUUUUUAUUGUAGUUGUUUCACCCUGCCUUGAUUAGUCUUGCGACCCAUGCUACCUUCACAGAUGCAGUGGGUAGAAGCAGAUGACAAGGCACUGUUUUUUUUUUCAGAGACAAUUCAGACUGGAUGUGUGGGAAAGCGUUUUUUCUACACAGGGUGAGUGAGAUGUAAUUCCUACUAACUUCUUCCUGAGAAAAAUAAGUGAUCAUAUUUCAUUGUGGAAAAAACAGUUCCCUGUCAGCUUCUCCCAAAUGCGUCUGUGGAAGUAGCAGGCCAGGUGCCAUAAGAGAGCCAGGCAACCUGUUUUGAGUUUGCUUUCAUCAUAAGUAUUUGUCAUGUCUUGAUUCUGUAAGAUGCAUUAUAUGGACAUGUGUUCUACGAGUCCAUUAUUUACUCUUAUUUAGGUGCACUAUACAAGUUGAUCAAACAAUGUAAUUAAUAUUCUGCAAAGCUGCAAAAGCUACAGAGAUAAAAAAGGCUAGACACUUGCAAUUUUGCAUGGAUAUCAUUAACCUAAUUUGUUAAAUAAUUAGCUUAAUAAAACUUGUAGACACAGGUAGUGAAACAAAAUUGCACUUGGUCUUUGGAUUUGCCAAAAUUAAAAUUGAUUUGAUAUAGAUUAUUUUUUUAUCAAUGUCUUUUUUUCUCACCACUAAUCCACUAAGUCCAUAUUGACCAAUGUUCUCUUUACAUAACCACUAGAAUGUUUUGUAAGCAAUUUUGCUAUAUUCUAUGAAUUUUGUUUAUUUAUUUUUUUAAUAUUGUAGAUCCAUGGGGAAUUUUUUGACCAAACCCUAAAUAUUGGGUUUUUGGUGCUACAUCUAUCUUCUGUCUGUACUCCCACCUCUGAUGCUUGCCUUCAAGAUUUCUUGAGGGCUGCACUGUUCCUGUGGAACUCAAUUCCCACCUCCGUUAGAUGCUCACCCAGUCUCCACUCCUUCAAAAAAAAUUGUUAAAAACCCACUUCUUCAUAAAAGCGUAUCAAUAAAACUGUUAAUAGCUCCCGACUGAUUCCUCUCUUGCAACUGUCACUAAUCAAAUACUAUCCUUACCUUUUGUGUCACUUUACCCCACUCCCUCUAGCAUGUAAACUCACUGAGCAGGGCCCUCAACCCCUCUGUUCCUGUGUGUACAACUUGUCUGGUUAUAACUACAUGUUUGUUCGUCCACCCAUUGUAAAGCGCUGUGGAAUUUGUUGGCGCUAUAUAAAUAAUAUCAUAAUAAUAAUAAUAGUAAAAUGUUUAAAAGCCUCUCUAAGAAACUAAAAGCCUCCCAUAAUUAUGUUCAUGUAACAUCAAACUAAUAAAAUAAAUUACUUAUUUUAUUACUUCUAAGGCAGCUUUUUACUACCAGAACCUCUCUUAAUAUGUCACAGCAAUUAUACAUAUUCAUUGAAUCAUGAUUUUAUUUUUUUUAAUAGAAUUAGCAGAUUUCUUGCACAUGAACAUUACAAGCUAUUUUCUGGUGGUUAGUAGAGAAAAGAAGCUCAAUUUAGGCCUCUAGUGAAAGUUUUUGGAUACGCUUUUCAAAUGAAUUUAUAAUUUUGUAUAAACUUUAAAAAAAAAAAUUCAAAACAUUAAAAUAUAAAAAAUAUGAUUUAUUUUAAUAUUGAAUUAAAGUUAAAAAAUGUGUAAAUAUAUAAAAAAAUCUACAUAUUCAAAUAUUUGUAAAGAAAAAGGUUGACACAAUUUUAAAAAUGUAUUCAAAAAUAUUUACUUGAGGCCAAAAUUCAUCAUAGAUUACAUUAUGUAACAUAAAAAUGUAAAAAUAUCUAAGGGUUGAAACUUUGUACACAGCAUUGUAAAUGUAGAAACAUUUGUUAUAAUUAGAAGAUAAAUAUAGUACAUAUUUCUGCUUACUAUGCAAUUUUUCUUGGCAUAUUAGUUUCCUAUUUAUAUGCAUAUGUUUAGGCAUGGCUAUACAUAUGUGAAUCCUUUGUGAAUAUAUUUUACAGAAUUCUCUAGGGUGGCAACCCUAUCACUAACAUUUCUGUGCAGAACAUUUAUAUUGGUCUUCCCCUUCAUGAAGCAUGAGAGUCACCUGUAAGCUGGGCAUGACAGUGUUAGUGUUACCAGAUAGCUCUAGCCCAAACAUCGUCCGUUAUCCAAGUUUAUUAGUUAUGAGAUUAAUGAAUGUCCUCCCAAUGCCUUAGGAUACAAGUUUAGAUAUCUCUUUCUUGAACAGCAGAUGUACAUCCUAAAUUUGAAUAAUACUUAUUAUAAUAAAUUAACAUUCUGUCUAAGAAGCAAGAAAGAGAAAUGGAAAAUUCAUCCACGGUUGUUACCAGCUUUGAGCUUCUUUGGAUCAAGGAGAUGGAAAUAUUUCAAUAUCUUUACUGUGCAUUAUUUCUUGUGGUGUAUUUAUCUAUCCUACUGAUGAGUUCACUGGUUGUUUUUGUGGUUUGUACUGAAGAAAGCCUCCAGGAGCCCAUGUAUAUUCUUGUAUGUACUCUCGCUCUCAAUGGAAUGUUUGGGAGCUGUUCUUUUUUCCCAAAACUCAUUUUUGAUUUAUUGACUUCAUCUAACACAAUCUCAUAUCUGAGAUGCCUCUCUCAGACUUACUGUAUCUUGAGUUUUACUUAUUUUGAAAUUUGUACAUUUACACUCAUGGCUGUUGAUAGAUACUUGGCUGUGUGCUAUCCCCUCCAAUAUGUCAUAAUUAUGACUAAUGAGAAAACGUUAAAAAUAAUCACUGGACUUCUGGUUGCCACUUUUAUAGGAGUGUUGGUAGCUGUACUUUUGUCUGCAAGACUCCGUCUUUGUGGAAGACAAAUCCAAAAUGUAUUUUGUGAUAAUCCAUCAAUUGUCCUCCUUUCCUGUACUGAUUCAACAGCAAAUAAUCUCUAUGGGACAACUGCUAUUGUUGUUUUCUUAACAAUCACUUCCAUAAUUAUUGGUUAUACAUACCUGAGAAUAUUUAUUGUCUGCAUUAAGCUCUCCAAGAUUGUUCGUAACAAAGCAAUGCACACUUUGAUGACUCAUUUGCUAAAUUUCAGUAUUUUUCUGAUAGGAUUAAUUUUUUCUUUUAUUCGGUAUAAACUAAAUACUAUUGACUUACCCCUUUCUGUACACUUUCUACUCACGAUAAGUAGAUUUGUCUUUCCUCCCUUUCUCAAUCCACUAAUCUACGGUUUAAGAACCAAAGCACUAAAAAUAAAAAUAGCUCAUCACUUUUCAAAGACAAACUUAGGAAACUCAUAAAUAAUUCUUACAGAAUCCAUAAUGUUAUGUAGCGAAAUUAUGCAUCGAUUUAAUAAAAGCUGAUAUCAAAUUUGACCUUAUACAUAUGUUUUCUGUCCAUUGUAUUUUAGGUCUGUAGCAUGACUUUGUGUACGCAGGUGUGGUGUAUGUUUUAAAAUGUCUGAUUUUAAAAUAGUCUAGAUUAUAUGUUGUAGAACAGGCAUAGGCAACCUUCGGCAGUACAUAUGUUUUGGACUACACCUCCCAUGAUGCUUUGUCAGCAUUAUGGGUGUAAGAGCAUUAUGGAGGAUGUAGUUCACAACUUCUGGGUUGCCUAUCCCUGUUGUAGAAUAAUAUUUUUCUUUUUUAAGAAAAUCUUUACAGGGACAUUAAGUUUUAUAUCUAGAAAAAAAAAAAUUUCCCCUUAUAAAUCAAAGCUGCAAGGGAAGCAAUCUUUGGCACUCCGGAUGUUGUGGACUACAUGUCCCUUGAUGCAAGCAUUAUGGGAGAUGUAGUCACAACAUCUGGAGUGCUGAAGGGUGCCUAUCCAUGAUCUAUUUACUUUACAGAAAUCUCAAGCAUUUGUGUUGUGUUUUCUCCAUGAAUAGAUAUGGUAUUCAGUCCUCCUCUUUCCGAGUUCCUCACAGUAGGGGGUGGUGGAGGGUGGAUGCUGAGCUUUUUAGAGAUUAGAGAAUGCAAAUACAGGACUCUCUUCACUAUAAUCUUCUAGAUUUGAAACUGUUUAGCAAUGUAUGGAUUGUUAUUAAAACCAAUAUAACCAAAUUCUACAAUUUAAUGGCCAUAUUUCAUGCAUGCUUAAAAUGUUCUGUUUUCUUAAACAUAUAUACCGUAUAUUGUUAUGGAUGAAUAAAAUGUUCCCUUUUUUAUUUUGUACGUUUUUCCCUGGUUGAUUUUCCCAAGUAUUGUCAAAAUUUUAUAAAAAAAAUAAAAUUAAAAUAAAUGUAUAUGCAUAUUAAUUUAGUAAAUUAAAUCAUUAAGCGAGAUUUACCAAGCUCACAACAAUACAGAUUUGCGUUUAGAAUUUUAAGAACUACAGAUACUUAUCUUUUUAAGUCUAAUAUAUAGCCGGAAUUAAUUUUGAAUGGUAUUAAUUUAUUAAUUAAUUUUAAUAUUAUUCACUAAUGUGAGAAAAUAAGGGAUUUCAAAGUUUAUCGUUUAGACAGACAUAGGUGAACUGAAAACUGACUUGGAUUUGGCAAUUAGGCUAUUGUAGCCAAAAAUGUACUUUUAAUUCCUUUUUUACUGAAUAAUCUUGUUUUUCCCUCUCUUGAGUGUUUCCUGUCUUUAUUUGUGGGGUUUUCUCUCUUGACAGUAAGUUGUAGUAAAUACAAAUCUGAUUUGCAGUUGCAGGAGAGGAAUCAUUUGGGAGCUAUUAACAGGUUAAUUAACACACUUUUAGAACAAAGUGGUGUUUUAAUGAUUUUUUUGAAUAAGUGAAGACAGGGCCGGUGCAAGGAUUUUUGCCGCCCUAGGCAAAAAAAAAAAUUUGCCGCCCUACCCCAUAUGUCCUGCCCACCAUGUGACAUCACAAUGCCCCUCCCAUAUGCUCUGCCAUAUGGGCCAACGCCAGUCUUCACAAAGUGUCUUUUAUCUGAAAAGACAGUGUGUUUACAUUAAAAAGCCUCCAGGCACAUGCUAUAGACGCCAGAACCACUACAUUAUGCUGUACUGCUUCUGGUGACUAUAGUAUCCAUUUAAUGUGAGGUAAAUUAGAGAUUAGUGCCACUAAUUAUAUAUUGGAUUGCCUACUUACCACCAGAUGAGGACAAGAGGCUGAUUAUGGGCUCUGUCUGGCUCCACAGGUCUGGUGUAGAAGAGGCUCUCAGGAGACUGUUUUUAACAGUGCUCACAACAAUUAACAAACAGGAAGCAGCUCCAUUUUUUAGGGCCCCUUACACAGCUCAAGGUCUGGGCCCCCAGGGCUUGACCGUGAGUAUGCCUACAAUGCCCACCCAUAAAUCCAGCUACAUGGCCCACCCAUGAGUUCUCUCACAGGAAGUGGAGUGUAUGUGUGUAGGGGAUGUUUUAUGUGUUAUUGUAGAGGAUGCAAUGUGUGUGUGUUCUUAUAGAAUGUAGUGUAUAGGGAUACCAAUUUCUGUAAGGGAUGUAGUGUGUUUAUAGGGGAUGCAGUGUGUGUUUGCGUGUAAGGAAUGCAUUGUAUGUUUCUGGGUGUGUGUGUGUGUGUGUGUAAGGGGUGCAAGGUGUGUUUCUGUGUAUUUAAUUGAAUGCAGUGUGUGUCUGUAAGGGGUGCAUUGAUUGUGUAAGAGAUGCAUUUUGUUUCUGUGUGUAAGAGAAUGAGUGUUUGUGUGAACGUAAGGGAUGCAUUGUGUGUUUUGGGUGUGUCUGAGUAGGAAUGCAUUGUAUGUUUCUGUGUGUGCGUGUGGGGGGGGGAUGCAUUGUGUAUGUGUGUAGUGUAAAAGAGAGGGUUUGUGGGGCAGGAUAGAGACUGAGAGGGGAGCUGCUCUUUAUUUUUUUUAUUUUUUUCAUAGUGCUCUCCCCCAUGUCAAUUAUUGAUUUCCCCUUCCCUCCUGUCCCUCCGUGUUCUCCCCUUCUGUCCCUUAGUGCUCUCCCUUGGCCCCCUGUAGUUUCCCCUUGGUGGUCUUCUCACUCCCCCUUCCCCCUUAGUGACCCUCCCUCUCCCAAACCCCUUAGUAGACAUUCCCCUCCCCCCACCCCCUUAGUGGUAAUCUCCCCCCCAGUGGUCAUUAUCCUCUUUCUCCAACCCCCCUUAGUGGUCCUUUCCCCCCUUAGUGGUCCUCCCUCUCCCAAACCCCUUAGUGGACCUCCCCCCUCCUCCCUCAGUGGUCCUUACUCCCCACCCCCCCACCCCCUGUGAUCCUUCACCCCCCUUCCCCAGUGGUUCUUACUCCCCCCCUCUUCCCCCAGUGGUUCUUACUCCCCCUAUUCCUCCCGCAGUGGUCCUUACUCCCCCCCUGCUCCCCUAGUGGUCCUUACUACCCCCAUCCCUCUCCUCCCCCAGUGGUCCUUACUCGCCCCAUCUCUCUCCUCCACCUGUGGUCCUUAUCCUCCUCUCCUCCCCCUGUGUUCCUUACUCCCCCUCUGGUCCUUACUAACCCUCCCCUAGUGGUCCUUACUCCCCCUUUGGUCCUUACUCCCCCUCCCCUCCACCUCUGGUCCUUACUCCCCCUCCCCCCCUGGUCCUUACUCACCCUCCUGCCCUCCCCCCGUGGUCCUUACUCACCCUCCCACCCUCCCCUGGUGGUCCUUACCCUCCCCCUCCCCCUGUGUUCCUUACUCCCCUUUGGUCCUUACUAACCCUCCCACAUCUGGUCGCCUCACCCUCUCCCCUCCUGGUGUUCCUUACCCUCUCCCCUCCCCUGUGUUCCUUACUCCCCCUGUGUUCCUUACUCCCCUCCCCCCUCCCUGGUGUUCCUUACUCCCCCCAUCCUUACUCCACCCCCUCCUGCCUAUGUAGUGUGGCUGGGUGGCACGGAACGCGGGACAGGAACGUCUGUUUCCUGUUCCCGGCCGCCGGCGGACUGAAGGGAAGUGCUCAUUCAGAGUACUUCCUGUCAGUCAGCCGGCGGCCAGGUACAGGAAACAGAGGUUCCUGUCCCGCGUUCCGCGCCGCCCGGCCACGCUACAUUGAGAGACCGGCGGGAGGGAGCGCUCUGCACUUCCCUCCUGCCGCUCACUCAGAUCUGCGGUGACUCCGGACGCAGGGAUCCGGCACCCCCUGUUAGGGUGCGCCCUAGGCGGCUGCCUAGGUCGCCUUACAGGUAGCGCCGGCCCUGAGUGAAGACUGGGUGAGCAUCUAACGGAGAGGGGAAGGGAGUUCCACAGGAAUGGUGCUGAGAAGUCUUGAAGGUGAGCAUCAGAGGUGGGAGUAUGAACAGAGGACAGACGUAGGUCAUUGGCAGAUCGUAGGGGCCUAGAUGGGACAUACUUUUGUAUUAGGAAGGAUGGAUAGAUAUUAUGCAGAGAUUUCAAAGCAAGAACCAGAAUUUUAAAUUGAGCCCUAUAUCUUAUGGGAAGCCAAUGUAGGGAAUGACAGAGGGGGGAGGCGGGGAGGUGCGCGCGGACAGGAAGAUGAAGCUUGCUGCAUUUAUUAUAGUCUGUAACAGGGUAAGUUGGGAACACAUGACCACUGAGAAUGAAUUGCAGUAGUCAAGGUGAGAGAGGACAGUGGCAUGGACAAGCACCUUAGCCGCAUCUGGCGUUAAGUAGGGGCGGAUGCGCACAAUGUUUUUCAGAUGGAAGCGGCAGGAUUUGGGUUUGAAUGGACAUGAGGAGUGAAGGAGAGGUCAGAGUCAAAGAGAACACUUAGGCAGCGAGCUUGUGUGGUGGAGCUGAUGGUAGUGCCAUUAACAUGGAGAGAGACAGAAAAGGGAGUAAUAGCAACUUAGAGAGGUAAGACCAGAAGUUCUGUUUUGGACAAGUUAUGUUUAAGGAAGUGGGCAGUUAGAAAUAGCAAAGAGGCAGUCAGACACACGAGUGAAGAGGGGUGGUAAGAAAUCAGCGGUGGACAGAUAAAUUAGCAUGUCAUCCGCAAAUGUCAUCCAAAAAAGAUACAUACCAAGAACAACAGGAAAUAUGAGAUGAUGGUACAGAUAUCAAAUACAAAAAAUAGCAUGCUACCUUGAUAAAGGCAGAUUCGCCAAAACGUUGGGGGGCUAUUUUUUGCAUUUGAUGUCUGUACCCUCCUCUCAUAUUUCCUGUUGUUCUUGGUACGUAUCUUUUUGUUUAUCAGUAUAUACAG
This is a messenger RNA of Pelobates cultripes (western spadefoot toad), 26449 nucleotides long. Lineage: Eukaryota; Metazoa; Chordata; Amphibia; Anura; Pelobatidae. The record is from the annotation of a GenBank genome assembly.